UACGAAUUUGGCAUUGCCGUUGCACUAUUUUCGCAUUGUAAAUCCUCGUGCAAAUUGGAAGUGAUUAAUGGCUGCACAAUUAUUUAAUAAUAUUGGAAGGUUAGGCCUUGGUCUUGCCAUUGCUGGAGGUGUAGUGAAUUCCGCAUUAUAUACAGUUGAUGGUGGACAUAGAGCAGUUAUUUUUGACAGAUUUGCUGGAGUUAAACCUAAUGUAAUUGGUGAAGGAACACAUUUUCUUAUUCCAUGGGUUCAGAGACCUAUUAUUUUUGAUGUGCGUUCUAGGCCAAGAAACAUUCCAGUCAUAACUGGCAGCAAGGAUCUGCAAAAUGUGAACAUAACUCUGAGAAUACUGUUUCGACCUGUUGCUUCUCAACUUCCAAAAAUCUAUAUGACUCUGGGAAGUGAUUAUGAUGAAAGGGUGUUACCAUCUAUUACUAAUGAAGUUUUAAAAGCUGUAGUUGCACAAUUUGAUGCAAGUGAAAUGAUUACGCAGAGAGAGUUAGUUUCUCAAAAGGUUUCUGAAGAACUUACCGAAAGAGGUUCCCAGUUUGGUCUCAUUCUUGAUGACAUUUCCAUUACUCAUUUGACAUUUAGCAAAGAAUUCACGAUGGCUGUAGAAAUGAAACAAGUAGCUCAGCAAGAGGCAGAAAGAGCUCGGUUUUUAGUAGAAAAAGCUGAACAACACAAAAAAGCUACUGUCAUAACAGCAGAAGGUGAUACUCAAGCUGCUGCUCUCUUAGCAAAAGCAUUUGGAGAAUCUGGAGAGGCUUUAGUAGAGUUGCGUCGUUUAGAAGCUGCAGAAGACAUUGCAUACCAGAUGUCCAAAUCUAGAAAUGUUGUAUAUUUACCAUCAGGACAGGGAACAUUGUUGCAGUUGCCUCAAUAAUGAACUUUAGGAACUUAAAGAAAUAAUUUUUUUGUUCUAGUUAUGUAGUUAAUCAAGCUAUAAAAUUUGGAUACAUUAUGUCUCUUUGAAAACUUUAAUAAAUAUUUCAUAUUACGUA
Stegodyphus dumicola is the source of this 1004-nucleotide messenger RNA. It is a transcript of the gene Phb1, whose product is annotated as prohibitin 1. NCBI's taxonomy places the organism in Eukaryota, Metazoa, Arthropoda, Arachnida, Araneae, Eresidae. Gene Ontology annotation, cellular component: mitochondrion; membrane. Gene Ontology annotation, biological process: mitochondrion organization. The record is from RefSeq and is a predicted model, not a curated record.